AUGGGUAUCACAAAAACAAUUAGCAAUUUAAUUAAAAAGUACGGUAGUGUGACAGUAGUAGUAUAUGUAUGGUGCAUAGGUAUAGUGUUAGGGAUGAUAAUGUUUAAUAUUCAGCCAUUAUUGGAAAUGUUGCCAUGGUUUCAAUUCACAAUUAGUUGCAAUAUGUUUAUAUUUUUUUUAGAAUUAUAUUUGGAUAUAAGACAAUCAUUCACAAUCAGAGCAUUCAAUUACCCCAAUUUCAACUACCACGAAAUUAACUAUCAUAUUCAAAAUAUUUUAGGGUUAAUUAAUUUUUCAAGAAUCGAAUCAACUAUUGGAUUUAUAAUUGAAUGUUUAGUAUUAUAUUUUGGAGUAUUAGUUAAUGUAUACAAUUUAAAUGAUACCAUUUUUUAUUAUUUUGGAUUUAACAGAAGUUAUGAAAUAACUAGAGGUAUGACAUAUUUGUUAGAGAUCAGUUUGGUCAGUUCAUUGGUUAGAUUACCCUUUGAAAUGUACAGAAUUUAUUUAGAUCAACCACCAGUCAAAGACGAUAUUGACAGUGCCUCAACUACCGCCACACCAACCACUACAACUACACCAGCAAACCCAACCCCAACUUCAUCAACCUAUAACUACAAAAAGAAAGAUUGGAUCAAACAGAUUAUUUGGGAUCAAAUCAAAAUGUUUUUAAUUUCUUUAUUAAUCGGAUUACCAAUGUUAACCAUCACACUAUCAAUGUUUUAUUGGCAAUACCCAUAUCAAUGGCUUACUAUUGUAAUUUUUGUAUCGAUAGUAGCAUUGUGUUUCUCUGAUCUCUACCCAAAUAUUGCAUAUCUAUUCAAUAAAUUUACUGUGUUGGAAGAGGGAGAGCUUAGAAACGAAAUUAUUGAAUUAUCUAGAAAAUUAGAUUUCCCACUUCACGAAAUCUAUACAAUGGAUGGUUCAAAAAGGGUAUCGCACUCCAACGCGUUCUUGAUGGGCUUCUGGACAAGUAGUUUUGUUUUAUAUGACAAUCUAGUUACAAAAUUAUCUACCGAAGAAAUUCUAGCAAUUAUUGGUCACGAAAUUGGCCAUCAUAAAUAUUUCCAUAAUAUGAAACAUUUAUUAAUUCAAUUGGUAUUUGUUGGUAAUUUUAUUUAUUUAUUUUCAAGUGUUGUAAAUUUACAAGUUUUUUAUAGAGGAUUUGGAUUUGAAAGAGUGGAUGUCAGUGUUGGUUUAGUUUUAUUUUCAUAUUUGUACAGUACAUUUGCAAAUCUACUUAGAUUUGUAACCAAUUUAAUUAGAAGAGAGUUUGAAUAUGCAGCCGAUGCAUAUGCCAUCAAGCAUGGAUUAGAAAUGAAGAAGGCAUUAGUUUCAAUGCAUGGAAAAGGUGUAUAUAUUAAACCAGACCGUUUCUUUUCUCUCUACUAUUACUCACAUCCAACCUUAAUGGAGAGAUUAGAGUCCAUAGAUUUAAUCAAAAAGAAUUUAAAUCAAGAAGAAAUUAUAAAAGAAACAAAUAAUAUAAAUAAUAAAAAAUUAGAUUAA
Molecule: messenger RNA, 1506 nt
Organism: Dictyostelium purpureum
Lineage: Eukaryota; Evosea; Eumycetozoa; Dictyosteliales; Dictyosteliaceae
Exons: 3
Coding region: 1-1506 (501 amino acids)
Biological process (GO): CAAX-box protein processing
Cellular component (GO): endoplasmic reticulum membrane
Molecular function (GO): metalloendopeptidase activity
Source: RefSeq, a predicted model, not a curated record